AUGGGAUCAAGCCUGGGGCUUGGAACUCUGUUGGACACGGACCUCAAGUUCAUCCCCAGCCACUUCAGGCCUGAAAAUGUACUGGCCCCGAAGGGGAAGAAAGUAUCCUUCAAUGUCAACGGAGACUUUUCUGAAAGAUAUGACAUUCUGAACUGGCAGGAGACCCCUAAUGUCUCCUUCUACUCGGUGAAAAUUGGGUAUAUUGAUCCUAUGGCCCCAAAAGACAAAGAACUGAUGAUCAACAAGAGCACCAUCAUCUGGAUGAGAGGAGCAGCGCAGGUUCCCCUCUCGGUCUGCAGCGAGAUGGCCCACUGCUUUGAUUGCAGGCCUUGCCCUGAAGGGCAGUUUUCAGACAGCAGAGACUCCAGACAGUGUGUUGAGUGUCCAGAAGAUCAAUAUCCAAAAAAGAGGAACCACUGCCUCCCAAAAGCAGAAAUAUUUCUAUCAUUUGAAGAAUCUUUGGGAAUGACUUCUGUCCUCACAGCUCUAGUUCUCAUGCUCUUUGUAAAACAUCGAGACUAUCCCAUAGUCAAAGCCAAUAAUAGAGCUCUCAGCUAUACCCUCCUCAUCUCUCUCAUCUUCUGCUUCUUCUGUUCUUUGCUUUUUAUUGGUCAUCCUACAACAGCCACUUGCCUCUUUCAACAUAUAGGUUUUGGAAUUGUAUUCACCGUGGCUAUUUCCUCUGUUUUGGCCAAAAUCAUCACUGUGGUCCUGGCAUUCAGAGCGAAGAAGCCUGGGAGUAGGCUAGGGAGUAUAUGGGCCGCACCAACCUUCAAAACCAUUGUUCUUGUCUGCUCACUGAUCCAAGCAACAAUCUGUGGGAUUUGGGUGGGGACUUCUCCCCCAUUUCUAAACAAGGACUCACACUCUGAGCCAGGCUUCAUUGUCAUUGAAUGUAACAAGGGCUCCAUCACUGCUUACUACUGUGUCUUGGGCUACAUGGGCUUCUUGGCGCUUGUGAGUUUCAUUGUGGCAUGUUUGGCCAGGAGCCUGCCUGACUCUUUCAGUGAAGCCAAGUUCAUUACCUUCAGCAUGCUGGUGUUUUGCGGUGUCUGGAUCUCUUUUCUUCCCACUUAUCACAGCAGCAAUGGGAGGGCCAAGGUGGCUGUGGAGAUCUUCUCCAUUUUAGCCUCAAGUGCUGCAUUAUUCACCUUCAUAUUUAUUCUCAAGUGCUGUCUCAUUCUGCUGAGGCCUGAAAAGAAUGUUCAGGGAUAUUUAAAGAAGAGAUAA
This is a messenger RNA of Diceros bicornis minor, 1230 nucleotides long. Its product is annotated as vomeronasal type-2 receptor 116-like. Gene Ontology annotation, biological process: G protein-coupled receptor signaling pathway. The record is from RefSeq and is a predicted model, not a curated record. NCBI's taxonomy places the organism in Eukaryota, Metazoa, Chordata, Mammalia, Perissodactyla, Rhinocerotidae. Gene Ontology annotation, cellular component: membrane. Gene Ontology annotation, molecular function: G protein-coupled receptor activity.